AUGACGGAAUUCAUCUCUGUUGCCUUUGUUCAACAUAAUUUUGUUGCUGAAAGACCAGAUGAAGUUGAUGCAAAGAGGGGUGAACCUAUCAUUGGUAUCUCUCGAUCCAAUCAUCAAUGGUCUGAGCUAAACCAAUUGGUUGUCUUCGUGGUCUUGGGUUCAUCUUUAUCGAUUUAA
Melampsora larici-populina 98AG31 is the source of this 177-nucleotide messenger RNA. RefSeq lists its product as uncharacterized. The coding region runs from base 1 to 177 and encodes 58 amino acids. Gene Ontology annotation, molecular function: protein binding. Lineage: Eukaryota; Fungi; Basidiomycota; Pucciniomycetes; Pucciniales; Melampsoraceae. The record is from RefSeq and is a predicted model, not a curated record. The transcript has 4 exons.